Messenger RNA from Syngnathus acus (greater pipefish), 1994 nucleotides. RefSeq names its product 4F2 cell-surface antigen heavy chain-like. Gene Ontology annotation, biological process: carbohydrate metabolic process; amino acid transport. The record is from RefSeq and is a predicted model, not a curated record. Bases 104 to 1774 code for a protein of 556 amino acids. Lineage: Eukaryota; Metazoa; Chordata; Actinopteri; Syngnathiformes; Syngnathidae. The transcript has 8 exons.
CCCGAACGCAGCAUACCCGCGCCUCUCAUCAUCCUCAAAGUCCGCUGAACACCAUCAUUGUCACGUCUCCUCUGUUUCUUUUGCUUGCCAAACCGGAGCCACCAUGGAGCAGAACGAAGACAAGACAACGCAGACUCGGAACCGGGACCAGGCCGCCGCGGAGGUGCAGGACGAAGCUCCAGCCAAGCAGCCCGAGGCAGCGAAUGCUGAUGAUGCGACGGAGGCCAACGUGAGCGAGGUGCUUCUGGAUGCCGACGUCGAGAAGCAACAGCAGGAGGGCGAGCAGGAUAAGCGACCUUUCGUGAACGGAGCAGGAGACGCAGGAGCUGCGCUGUCGGAGAAGAACGGCUGCGUGAAGGUGAAGAUGGACGAAGAAGAGCGGGAGGCGAAGUUUACCGGGCUGAACAAGGAGGAGCUGCUGCGAGUGGCCGGCACGCCCGGGUGGGUGCGCACCCGCUGCGCGCUGCUGGUUCUCUUCUGGCUGGGCUGGCUGGGCAUGCUGGUGGGCGCCGUGCUCAUCAUCCUGCAGGCUCCGCGCUGCCGGGACCUGCCCGACACCCACUGGUGGAACGAGGGGGCACUCUACCGCAUCCCCAGCGUGCACGCCUUCACCCGCGCCGGUGACAUCAAAGGUGUGAUGCAGAAGGUGGAUGCCUUGUCCCAGUUGAAGUUCAAAGGUUUGGUGAUUGGGCCGGUUCACGUGGCCCCGCCCGACAAUGCAGCCGCGCUGAACUUUCAGGAGAUCGCAGCUGACGUCGGAAGUCUGGAGCAGUUCAAGGACCUUGUGCGCACUGCGCACAGGAAAGGUAUGUCUGUGGUCCUGAAUCUGACUCCCAACUACUGUGGCUCCACCGGGUCCUGGUUCUCCAACGCCAGUGUGAGCAUGGUGGUCGAGAAGCUAAAGUCGGCGCUGGUGUUCUGGUUCAUCGAGGGCGUGGACGGCAUCGAGCUGGAGGACGUGGAGUACGUGGCUAACGCCGUACCGUCUCUGUGGGCCGACAUCCGGGCCAUCGUCCAGAACGGGACCAACGAGCAGCCCACCAGAAGACUUCUGAUGGGUGUGACCGAGCACCGCUCGGCUGCGGCCGUGUCCACCCUUCUAUCAUCCACCGGCGUGGACCUCCUGACGUCCAUGGUGCUUGCGGAGGGAGACGCGUCCCAGCUCGUUCAGUCUGUGCUGGACUUGUACGCUGCCCACGGGCCAACCCGCCUUUCCUGGAACAUGGGGGGGCGGGGCCCAGGUCACUUGGCUUCACUGGUGGGCCCGGCACUGGUGCCGCUGUGCCAGCUGCUGCUCUUCACGCUGCCCGGGACGCCUGUGCUCCAGUACGGCGAUGAAAUAGGCCUGAUGGAUGAGGGCACAACAUUUUCUACAAUGAUUUGGGACUCGCCCGAAGAGGAGGAACCUAACACAACUCUGAAGGAGGAUCGCGCUCGCCGCACUUCGUGGCGCGCGUUGGUGCGCGACCUGAGCGGCCUGCGCGCCAAGGAGCGCUCCCUGCUGAUGGGUGACUUCGUCCUUCUGGUCAACACGUCAUCGACGCUGGCCUACGUCCGCUCGUGGGACCAGAACAAUCGCUACCUGGCUGCCUUCAAUUGGGCUGACGGAGAGACCCAGCUGGAACCCACCGGUUGGGUCCUUCCGCCGCUGGCUGAGGUGGUACUCGCCACUCCCGUGGUCGGUGCCCUGACACCGGGCACCCGCACGGACCCCGCCAAGCUGCGCCUGGGCGCCCAGCAAGCGGUGCUGCUUAGGUUUCCUUACGCCGGCUAAAAAGCGCGACGUCAUCAUGUUGAUGUCUCGUGUUUGUGUGGUGAAACUAGUCAAAUAAAUAUCAAGGUGAGCUGCAGGUGGCGCCCACUUGUCAUUCGACUUCCUUCGGGACAUUUCCUCCUCAAUACAGAAGCGUGGAGCUGCUUGUGUGGAGUAAAUACCUUUUUUCAUCUGUUGUGUAGAAAAUAAGUGAAGUAAAAAUUCACAUCCGUCAGUGCUA